AUGACGCCGGCCACGAACUGCGCUAGCGUUUCUGGGAUGUCUAUUACAUGCUGCGGUAGCUUGCACUCUGCUUCAGAAACCUGCGUAUCAACAAGACCAUUACCAUCAAAUGAGUCUACCCACACACACACAAACAUCAGCGCGAAUGACAACUCGCUCCAUGUCUCGCCUGCAAGUUUCCACGAGCCGCGUCCAUCAAACCGCAACGAGCAGGCAGAUACCUCUCAUGUCUCCAGCCAUUCGCACAGCCAACGUAUUGAGACUACGCUUGCACAAGUUAUCCGAAUGCAUUACAACGAAAAUGUGUUUGAACUUCAAGAGGAAGUAAGGACUACAGCUUUACAAGAGGCUGGUCAAGAACUCGACUUCGACCUGCCACUUCAGCGUUAUGAGAAUGAUAAGUGGCAGUUGAACGAUUGGGUAGCAGUGCAGAGUGCUUCGGUGGCGAUGGAUGGAAGUCGUUAUUCCGCAGGGCUUGUCGAGACGGACCCCUGA
Molecule: messenger RNA, 495 nt
Organism: Dothidotthia symphoricarpi CBS 119687
Lineage: Eukaryota; Fungi; Ascomycota; Dothideomycetes; Pleosporales; Dothidotthiaceae
Exons: 2
Coding region: 1-495 (164 amino acids)
Source: RefSeq, a predicted model, not a curated record